AGUACCAUCAUUGUUAAUCCUAAUAACUAACCCAGUAACCAUGUCUGCAGCAACUACCAACGGCCGUGCCAAUGGCAUCAACGGUAUCAACGGUACCAACGGCAUCAACGGUACCAACGGCAUUAACGGUACCAACGGCAUCAACGGUACCAACGGAACCAACGGCACCAACGGCGUCAAGCCCAAGGAGUCCAAGGUUGAUGUACUCAUUGUCGGUGCCGGCCCAGCAGGCCUCAUGGCCGCCGCCUGGAUGGCUCACUGCGGCAUCAGCGCGCGCAUCGUCGAGAAACGCAACACCAAGAUCUUUACCGGCCAGGCCGACGGCCUCAACUCCCGGACCAUCGAGAUCUUUGACAGCUUGGGCUUCUCUGACCGCGUGUGGAAGGAAUCCAACCACAUGCAGGAGAUUUGCAUGUGGAAUCCCAACGCCGAGGGCGUCAUCCAUCGCUCGGACCGCAUCCCCGACACCGUCGUCGGCAUCUCGCGCUACCAGCAGUGCGUGCUCAACCAGAGCCGCAUCGAGCGCUGGUUCAUUGACAACAUCAAAAAGUACUCCUCAAAAAACAACAACGCCAUCUCGGUGGAGCGCGGCAUCCUGCCCGAGUCGCUCGUGAUUGACGAGUCCAAGGUCGAGGAUGACGACGCCUACCCCGUCACCGUCGCCCUCCGCACCUUGACAGAGGAGGAAACCACGCCCGUGCAAGCCGCCACCGCCUCCAAGUCUGCGGCGUCUGACGGUCUCUUCCGCAGCAACCUGGUGCAAGAUGACGACGAAGCCGAUCUCCUCCGCAAGUCCCAGUCCCGGCCCGGCACCAAAGAGAUCGUCCACGCCAAGUACGUCAUCGGAUGCGACGGCGCCCGCUCGUGGACACGCCGUGCGCUGGGCCUGGAGCUGGAAGGCGAGGCAACCGAUUACAUCUGGGGCGUCAUGGAUAUCAUCCCCAUCACCGAUUUCCCCGACAUCCGCCACCGAUGCGCCGUGCACUCGGCUGAGAACGGCUCGCUGAUGGUCAUCCCGCGCGAGAACCGCAUAGUGCGGCUGUACAUCCAGCUGAAAGAAGUCGUUCCGGACGCCUCGGGGCGCGCCGACCGGUCCAAGAUCACGCCCGACUUGAUCUUCCGCGCCGCGCAAAAGAUUCUCGCACCGUACAAGCUCGACUACGAGUACUGCGACUGGUGGACGGCGUACCAGAUCGGCCAGCGCGUCGGCAACAGCUAUGACGUGCACAACCGCGUGUUCCUGGCGGGCGAUGCCGUGCACACGCACUCGCCCAAGGCCGGGCAGGGCAUGAACGUCUCGAUGCAGGACACCUUCAACCUGGGUUGGAAGGUGGCCCUCGUCCUCAAGGGCAUCUGCAAGCGCGAGAUCCUGGCCACGUACCAGAGCGAGCGCCGCCGCAUUGCCCAGGACCUGAUCGAGUUCGACCACAAGUUCUCUCGCUUGUUCUCUGGCCGCCCGGCCAAGGACUUGAUGGACGCCGAGGGCAUCGACAUGGAGGAGUUCAAGCGCGCCUUUAUGCGCGGCAACUUGUUUGCUUCGGGCAUGCAAGUCGACUAUGGGCCGAGCAAUCUCGUCGUCAAGUCGGGCAACUGGCGCGAGCUAGGCGAUCGCAGCGAAAAGAGCGCGAAGCUGCUCGCCAAAGCCAAGAUCAGCGACGACAAGUUUGCAAAGAAGCAGGCUCUGGCCACGGGAAUACCCGUCGGUAAGCGUCUGGCCUCCUUCAAGGUCGUCAGCCAGGCGGACGCCAGGCCGUGGCACUUACAGGAGCGGUUGAAAUCCGAUGGCAGGUUCCGCAUCGUGCUGUUCGCUGGUAAGAUUCUCUCGUCGCAGCAGAAGGCGCGGGUGGACAGGUUCUGCGCCAAGCUGGACGCGCCCGAGAGCUUCCUGCGGAGGAUCACGCCCGCGGACAAGGCUAUUGACAGUGUCAUUGAUGUCCUCACGAUCCAUGCCAGCCCGAGAAAGGACACGGAGUUGUUGAGAGACUUUCCGGAUAUUUUGCAUCCGUUUGAUCAGCAUCUGGGUUGGGAUUACACUAAGGUGUAUGCGGACGAUGUCAGUUACCACGAAGGGUUCGGCAAUGCUUACAAGAAUUACGGCGUGGAUAAGGAGAAGGGAUGUGUGGUCGUGCUGAGGCCAGAUCACUAUGUCGCCUGGGUGGGUGAUAUUGACGAUUUUGAGGAUAUGGAGAGCUACUUUGAGGGAUGCAUGAGGUUACCUGCUGUAAGUGCUGCGCAGGAUGUUGGCAUUGUCGUGGAGACGGUCAGCAGCGUGACUAACAAGGCGGUUGGUCAGGUCAGGGUGUCUGUGAGCCCGGUGUCCGAGUAGGAGGUUAUGGGAGGUUGAGAAGGGCGAUGUGAUAAGCGCGAGAAUACCCUAUACCAUUUAGAUCAAUUAGCUUAUUCCAGUGGCAUUAGACAGAAAUCCAAAGUCAACAUUGACGGAUGAACUUUGAGAUCAGUGUUCCCUGGCCAAUUGGGCAGCAUUUGCCCCGGCCGUGACCCAAUACUCGAAUGACAAUACGAGCAGCAGGUCCCUAACCAGG
Neurospora tetrasperma FGSC 2508 is the source of this 2543-nucleotide messenger RNA. RefSeq lists its product as uncharacterized. Bases 41 to 2326 code for a protein of 761 amino acids. The record is from RefSeq and is a predicted model, not a curated record. Gene Ontology annotation, molecular function: FAD binding. The transcript is spliced from 2 exons. Lineage: Eukaryota; Fungi; Ascomycota; Sordariomycetes; Sordariales; Sordariaceae.